AGGGGCGGGCUCUCAUGAAGAGAGCGUCGGACUUUGAAACUCUGAAUAUAAAAUACCACAGUUAAGAGUGGCAGUUUCAUUUUCCUAGAAAUAAGGUUACUUUUUUGGAAUGGAUUGGAAAAUCUUGGCCUACUCUGUAGGCUUUUAUGUUUGUCAUGUUGUAGUUUCAUCUUUGCACCGUAGAGGGUACUAUACAGCUGCAGUUUAUGAACAUCAGGUAAUACUGAAUCCCGAUCCCAGUGUUCCUUUAAGCCGCCAGUCUGCACUGCAGCAUAUGAAGAAAAAUCUUGACAUAUAUGAAGAGCAGGUAGCCUUAGCAGCUAAGAAGGGAGCUCAGUUGAUUGUGUUUCCAGAGGAUGGUAUCCAUGGCUUCAACUUCACAAGGCAGUCUAUUGAGCCGUAUCUGGAGUGGAUACCAGACCCUAAAUCUAUCAAGUGGAGUCCAUGUGCGAACCCUGGCAGGUUUCCCAACACAGAGGUUUUGCAACAAUUGAGCUGUAUGGCAAAAACUAACAGAAUUUAUCUGGUAGCCAACAUGCCGGAUUGGCAAGAAUGUCUGCCUAGAGACCCCUACUGUCCACCUGAUGGAAGGUACCAGUUCAAUACGGAUGUGGUCUUCAGCGAUGACGGCACCAUUGUUGCUAGGUACCAUAAGCAAAACUUGUACUUUGAAGCAGCCUUCGAUACCCCUGUGGAUCCUGAGUAUGUUUUCUUUGAUACGCCUUUUGCUGGCCUCUUUGGCGUAUUUACAUGUUUUGACAUACUUUUCUAUGAACCAGCCGUGACCCUAAUAGAAAAAUUUAAAUUGAAACAAAUUGUUUAUCCGACUGCAUGGAUGAAUCAGCUUCCUCUCUUAUCUGCGAUUCAAAUGCAACGGUCUUUUGCCUCCGCAUUUGGACUGAACCUUCUGGCUGCUAAUAUCCACCAAACUGAUUUGGAUAUGACAGGAAGUGGCAUUUACACCCCUUCACUCUCCGUGUAUCACCACGACAUGGAUAGUCAUAAUGGCAAGCUGCUUGUAGCCACGAUUCCUAUCAUUCCUGACAGUUCAAAUGAUGCACUCGUAGACAAUUGGCAUUUGAUUUCCUCCAGAACCUUAAAUAUGGCCAAGACAAACAACUUGCAGUUCUGUAGCAGUGAAUCUGAAGCGUGUUCAGGACAUUCUCCCAAUCAAGUUCCUUUUGUGAAACCUUUCCACGCACUAAUGAUGUAUGAUAACUACACCUUCACUCCGCUGCUGGCAGAAGAGGGCAAUGUUGCCGUUUGCGACGGCUCAUUUUGCUGCCACUUGUCUUACGAGCGGUCCCCUCCAUCUCAUGAGCUGUAUGCACUGGGUGCCUUUAACGGUCUACACGUGGUUCAUGGUACUUACUAUCUUGAAGUGUGUGCACUUGUCAAAUGCCCGGGCUCAGACUGGCAUAGCUGUGGUGGAGGGACAGUACAUGCGAGCAGCGCUCUAAGUUUUCACUUGUGGGGUAAUUUCACCACUCGCUUCAUUUUCCCCCAGAUAUUAGCAAGUGAGAUGCAACUCGAUAUUCCUGAUAAAAUGGGCUGGGAAAAAGAGAACUUCUUUAUGACGAAGAACAACAUGUCUGCUGGCCUCAUAACAGCUGCACUGUAUGGAAGAGUUUAUGAAAAGUCCUGAGGUGCACAAAAAAGGUCAAAGGGCUUGACGAUAAACCGUAGCUGACAAUGUUAGGCACGGCGUCUGAAAAAUAUUGAGGCUGCAUAUAGAAAUGUAUUGUGGUUCUGAUUUGUGAGCCGAUUAAAAAUGAUAAUGAAAUUUAUGUGAAAACUGACAAAAGCAUUGGCCUCGGUGUCAAAUCCUGAAAAUUCACAGUUUUAAUGUUUGCCUUUGUUAAUGUGGGCCAAGUUAGGUGAAAUUCUGACUUUUCAUAUUUUAUAUCCUUGCAAACAAACCUCAGUCCUGCUAAGUUUUUGAGAUGUGACUAAACAAAUGAAAAUCUGGCUGUAUCGACUUUGACCCAUGAAUCAAAAUGGAAAACGGCUCCUUAACCAGUGCAGAUGCUGAGUGGUCCCUUAAAACGCAUCCCAGCUACUUCUCGAUAACACCAACGGGCUUCGGCAUGGCAGCUCUUUUAGAAUCGCCUUCUUCACAAACUGCUCUACACGGCUCUCUCAUGAUUGCUUGAUGUCUUCACUUGCCCACUGUGGACAAUUUUACUUUAUUUUCAAGUUGCUCUUCUUUCGUUUUUUUUCUUUCACAUAGUGAGUAGCUUGGGAUGUGUGUUUUUACAGUCGUAUAUUAAAAAAUUGUUGCUGUGAUUACUAUACAAAAAUCUUAAUAAAUGGAAUUCUUCACUCAAAAAUGA
This is a messenger RNA of Polypterus senegalus (gray bichir), 2333 nucleotides long. RefSeq names its product biotinidase (gene btd). The transcript is spliced from 4 exons. Bases 110 to 1645 code for a protein of 511 amino acids. Gene Ontology annotation, molecular function: hydrolase activity, acting on carbon-nitrogen (but not peptide) bonds, in linear amides. NCBI's taxonomy places the organism in Eukaryota, Metazoa, Chordata, Cladistia, Polypteriformes, Polypteridae. The record is from RefSeq and is a predicted model, not a curated record.